Messenger RNA from Helobdella robusta, 3211 nucleotides. RefSeq lists its product as hypothetical. Gene Ontology annotation, molecular function: alpha-mannosidase activity; carbohydrate binding. The transcript has 22 exons. The record is from RefSeq and is a predicted model, not a curated record. NCBI's taxonomy places the organism in Eukaryota, Metazoa, Annelida, Clitellata, Rhynchobdellida, Glossiphoniidae. Gene Ontology annotation, cellular component: Golgi membrane. Gene Ontology annotation, biological process: N-glycan processing; mannose metabolic process; protein deglycosylation. The annotation marks the transcript as partial.
UAAAGUAAAAGUGGUUGGACGAGUCAUGAUUAAAUUCGUUUAAAAUAUUAAAAAAUAAGAAAGUUACGAUGAAAUUUAAAAUAAAGAGAACGUUGACACUGUUAAUUGCAAUAAUUUGCGUUGUUUUGUUCCUUUCAAUGUCGUUUAUGAUGAAUAAUAUUGACGAUGGAAAUAUCAGAGAUGAUAGACAGCCAGACGAUGACAAAUUAGUGUUACUUCACUUUAAAGACAACAUUCUAAAACUAAAAGAUCAACUUGAUGCUAAUGAAAAAAAAAUUGACCUCCUCAAGGAUAUGCUGGCUCAAGUUUCUAAUCAAAAAUUAUCUAAAGAUGAUAAACUUAUUCCUAAUCUUGUUGCUAAACGUGCCACCAAAAAUCCAAUAAAGUUUAUAAAAAAUAUUUCAUUGUCAUCUUCAUUAUCAGUUCUUACAUGUCCACAGAGCACCAGAUAUAUUGCAAACAGUAAUGCUGAUAUUCAAAUGUCAGCUGUGCUGGAUAGAGUAGCAUUUGACAAUCCAGAUGGUGGGGUAUGGAAGCAAGGGUAUCCCAUAACAUAUAAUGAGAAUCAAUGGAGUGAAGAUAAUAAAUUGUUGGUGUUUGUCGUUCCACAUUCGCAUACAGAUCCUGGGUGGAUUAAAACGUUUGACCAAUACUAUCAAGACCAAACAUCUCAUAUAUUGAAUCUCAUGGUGGAGAAGCUUGUAGAAUAUCCGAAAAUGAGGUUUGUAUAUGCUGAGAUGUCAUUCUUCACGACAUGGUGGCAAUAUGCAAGUCAAAAUAUGAGAGAUACUGUCAAAAAAUUAUUAGAUGAAAAAAGAUUAGAGAUAUUGACUGGUGGCUGGGUUAUGUCUGAUGAGGCCAACGCUCACUACUUUGCCAUGUUGGAUCAGCUGAUUGAAGGCAACCAAUGGCUGAGCAGUGAAUUAGAUUAUCAGCCAGUGACUGGUUGGGCAAUCGAUCCAUUUGGAUAUUCCCCGACGCUUGCUUACUUACUGAAAUCUAUGUCGUUUGAGAAUAUGCUGAUUCAGAGGACUCACUAUUCAAUAAAAAAAGAAUUCUCUAUUAAGAAGGAUCUAGAGUUUAUGUGGAGACAACAAUGGGACAGCAAAGGCAGCACUGACAUCCUCUGCCACAUGAUGCCCUUCUACAGUUACGACAUUCCACACACGUGCGGCCCAGAUCCUAAAAUUUGUUGCCAGUUUGACUUUCGUCGAAUGUCCGGCUCGAGGUACUCGUGUCCGUGGAGGAUUAAUCCUGCCCCAAUUGAUGACGUCAAUGUACAUGAAAGAGCCAGUACCUUACUAGAUCAAUAUAGAAAGAAAUCUCUUUUGUACAACUCAAAAGUGGACGGCCAGCACAACAACGUUGUCCUCAUUCCACUCGGUGACGACUUCAGAUACGAUACCGCUGAAGAGUGGGAUUUGCAAUAUAAAAACUAUGAGAAACUAUUUGAUUAUAUGAAUCAGAAAAAAGAUUGGAAUGUUAAGGCCCAAUUUGCUACCCUCACUGAUUAUUUCACUGCCCUGAGAACCCGGUCGGCAAUGAACGAUAGGAAUUUCAAUUCUCAGCCACAAAAUGUUCCAUUCCCGUCUCUCUCCGGCGAUUUUUUCGUCUACGCGGAUCGCGAUGAUCAUUAUUGGAGUGGUUAUUUCACGUCGAGACCCUUCUACAAGAUGCUGGAUAGGGAGGUAGAACAUCAUCAGAGGUUAGCUGAGAUCCUGUUCAGUUUAGCACUGUCGGAGGCCAAACACGUCGAUUCGUCGGUGUUGGAGAAGUCAGAUUUAUCCCAACUCCUGAUAAAAUCUCGAAGAAAUCUGGGAUUGUUUCAACAUCACGAUGGGAUCACGGGGACGGCUAAGGACCAUGUUGUCGUUGAUUACGGCCGGAGGUUGCUUGAUUCACUAAACUCCUUGAAGAAAGUAAUAAUUCGUUCAUCAGAGUUCUUACUCUCUUCUAUGAAAAGUGCUUUUAAAUUUCACGAUAGUCUCAUUUUUGAUUUGGACGAAACAAGACAGGAGCAUCAUGACAUACCAAGACCCAAUGUUAUCGAUCUUUCUAUGGGAAAAAGAACUGUUUACUUUUUCAACUCUCUCGGCCAAUCACGUAAGAGUAUCGUGACCUUGCACGUGACCACGGCUUACGUAGCCGUCUUCGAUCAGGCGGGUCGUCGGGUUAGAAGUCAAAUCAGUCCAAAGAUUCUAAAUACAGAUGGAGAGAACCUCAAAAUAUCCAAUCACGAAUUUUUGUUAAGCUUCAUGGUGGAGACUCUGGCUCUUGGAUUUUCCAGUUUCUAUUUAGAAGAGGAAACAGCUGAUAAAAAAAUGGUUGAGUUUGCUAGUGUACAUGUAUUCAAUAAUAAGAAGAUUAGUUACGAUGAUGACGCUAGCAGCCCAAACCCAUUUGAGAUAACACACAACGAUGCAGCUGGACCAUUCAUAAGCAAUGAACAGCUUCAACUCCGUAUAUCUGCCGAGUCUGGCCUUGCUAAGAGCAUAAAAUGGAUGGAUGGAUCGACGAACGAUGAAAGAAUGGAGCUAUCAUUCGUUAAGUAUGGGACGACCCAUGCAAAAGAGAAAAGUGGCCUAUAUUUAUUUAUACCUGGAACCGAAGCUGAAUAUUUGUACACAACAUAUCCUACACUGACAAUAACAAGAGGAUGGCUCUACUCAGAGGCAAUGUCUAUUUUUCCAUUGGUCACUCAUCAUAUUAGAUGCUCUUCAAUUCAAAGUGGUUUGCCUGGUGCAGGUUUUGACAUAAUGAACAUUGUAGAUGUUAGAGGUGAAGGCAAUACAGAGAUUGCCAUGAGGAUGCAAACUGAUGUAAAAAAUAAUGAUGGAACGUUCUAUACAGAUCUUAAUGGCUUUCAGGUGAUAAAACGCAAGUACCUCCCCAAACUGCCCAUACAGGCAAACUUCUACCCAAUGCCUUCAAUGGCCUACCUGCAAGAUGACUCCCAACGUUUCAGUUUACUGACUGCUCAAUCGCUUGGUGUCGCUAGUUUAAAAACUGGCAGGUUAGAAGUGAUGCUGGAUCGAAGGCUGGACCAGGAUGACAACCGAGGGGCCGAACAACCACUCCACGACAACAAAAAGACUCCAAAUAAAUUCAAGAUUGUUAUAGAAAAGCCUCAAAAUCCUCCACCAACGUUUAAUUCAGAUUCUCAAAUGGGAUUUUUCACUCCGAAAUCCCAUUUCGCAUCUCUGGAUUUGUU